CCGUUUUUCAUCUAUUAUCAUGGUGGUGGCUGGACAUCAGGUGACAUCGAAACUGGCGACGAAAAUUGCCGCCUUCUAUGUGCUCGCAACACUCUGUGUGUUCUGAAUGUUGACUACAGACUUACGCCCGAGCAUGCUUUCCCUGCAGCAAUCAACGACGCCUACGAUGCAUUCGAAUGGGCUGCCGAGAACGCGCAGACAGAGUUCAAUGCCGACCUAAGUAGUGGGUUCAUCGUUGGUGGCGUCUCCUCCGGCGCCAACAUGGCUAGCGUGAUAGCAUACCUCGUCAGGGACAACAAGAUCACACCCCCAAUCACGGGUCUUCUCCUUUCCAUACCGUGCUGCCUGAUGCCUCAAGCCUUUGACCUCGUCCCCCAAUGGAAGGAGGAGCUGCUCAGCAUGGAACAAAACAAGAACUCGGACCUGCUGGAUCUACAAUCGUAUAAACAACUCACCCAAGCACCUCCUGAUGAGCCGCGCAUUUCUUUCCUGCUGAACCCGGUCCAUUACAACUUGCCCAUGCGUGCGUACUUCCAGAUAGUAGGCCUAGACCCUAUUCGCGACGAAGGUCUUCUUUUCGCGCGCCUGCUUCGUGAUUAUUCGGGUGCAAAGACGCUGGUGCAUAUGUAUGACGGCCUACCCCAUGGGUUUUGGCGGUUUCAGCAGCUCCCAGCAUCGAAGGAGUGGGCAGAGGAUCUGUUCGAAGGAACAAAAUUUUUGUUGAAUGGUGGCAAGGAUGGUAUGGUGGUCAAGGGGGGAAUUCAAAUCAACGAUUGGGCUCAGGAUUCGUUGCGUUCGUUGUAA
This is a messenger RNA of Pseudomassariella vexata, 804 nucleotides long. Its product is annotated as Alpha/beta hydrolase fold-3. The annotation marks the transcript as partial. Lineage: Eukaryota; Fungi; Ascomycota; Sordariomycetes; Amphisphaeriales; Pseudomassariaceae. Gene Ontology annotation, molecular function: hydrolase activity. The transcript is spliced from 2 exons. The record is from RefSeq and is a predicted model, not a curated record.